This is a messenger RNA of Tuber melanosporum (Perigord truffle), 2519 nucleotides long. RefSeq lists its product as uncharacterized. Lineage: Eukaryota; Fungi; Ascomycota; Pezizomycetes; Pezizales; Tuberaceae. The coding region runs from base 1470 to 2519 and encodes 349 amino acids. The transcript is spliced from 3 exons. The record is from RefSeq and is a predicted model, not a curated record.
GCCACCGCAUCCUUUGCACAGCGAUCGGUUCCUCACCUGUGCGAACUCUCUUUUGUUGCUGGCAUAACAGGCUCAGUUCGCAUGCAUAUUGAAUGCACUGAAUACUUCCGGACAAAUCACCGGCUUGCCGGUGGGAUCCCGAUGCGGUGGGAACUCAGUAUCAUACCUUAUCACCACAACCCCCUACAGAAGAUGUCUUUUGGGAAUACGGGAAGAACUCGGACAAAGCUCUGCUUUCGCAGCAGCCGGGGAUGUAUCAUUACCCAUCACUCGAGACGCGCGGAUAGGUGGCCUCGCCGAAUACCCUCUAGGUAUUCCAUCAGUUAUGUAGCAACUGGCUCGUCUACAGCACCCAGGGUUAUUGUUCCAGGUCCGUAAGACACUUAUUGUGGGUAUGAUAUCAGAGUAUGGGGGGGGGGGACUGGCUAUCAUACCAAAACGGGAUGGGGAUGGGAUGUCGAUAAAGUGUUUUCUGAGAAGGGGGGGUGGCAGAUAUGCCUAAGAGAUACGAUUCGAGGUUGCCGUGUUUCCCCCUUCUUCCCAAGGUGUCCCCAAGGACAUAUCUGAAGGACGGAUGAGGAGAUCACGAAUCAUUUGGUCCACCUCUCAAAUGAAUUUUGCCCCUCAGGAGUGCCAACGCUCUCAUCGGUGGCUGCGUAAGCAUCCAAGAGGUUACCCAAAGACCAACACUCCACUUGAUCUUUCCCCCUUUCUCUCCACCGUUUCUCCCACUUCCUAACUUUCAACAGCUCAAACUACGAACAACCUGCCCCCCCUCUCUAACACCCACUCUCCACUCUCCCAUUAUUAGAUCUUGAUGUCAUCUAAAGAGCAAUAUAAUCCCGAUACCAAAUCCCCAACAAUUUACCGCACACACUCCCCCACCCCGCACCUAGCCCCUCGCUCGAAUUUGGACAAUCUCCCUCCCGAGAUUCUCCACCUCAUAGUCAAAUACUGUGUGAGCAGCCACAGAUUCACAGCGAUUUGUCUAAUUAGCAGAAGGUUCUAUCGUGCUGCUUGCUUGGUAAUCUAUUCCUCGAUACGUUUGUGGUGGAACCAACACCCAAGCACCCCCACCUCUAAUGAGGUCCCGACCUCCUUCGCAUUGAGCAUAGAUCUCAAGGGACGCACUCCAUGGAAGUCGCACUUGCGUACUAUGGAGAUCUUAGGAGACUCAUGGUGGAACCAAACUAGAUAUUGGGCUAUGGCUACGGUUGGGCGGGAGCUGGCAGAGUGCACAAAUGUUUCUUUUUUCAGGUUUGUCCCAUGGUCCGGCCCUCCCUUCAGAAAAAUCUCUGCAGGACUGAUAGAAUAGAUGGUGGUGCGCGGAGGGACCGCCGCCGGUGCUGGUCGACGGAGUUCUGGCGCUUAAAAACGCCCAAACUUUAAUACUUAGUUCGUAUUCCCAUCGCCACCCACCGCUACCCGCGUUCUGCACUAUGUUAUCUCUGGGUUAUCUCCUAAACAAGAUGCGGAAGAACGAUUAUUCCUGUUUGCAAGAUCUUAGGCUGGCUCCGAUCUGCUCUAAAAAGAGCCUACGGCAUCUUGGCGAGACAAUCAGUAGAUUACGCCUCCGCAAGCUGGUAGUGGUAGGAUUGGCCACCAAGAUGAGGCCGCUUCUCAGACUCAGACAUUUAGUAAGGAGCGUAAAAAUUGGCAGUCACAAACCAUGGGUCCAAGAUUAUACCAACUUCGACUUUGAAGGUAUACCAACAUGCCGGGGAACUCUCUUGAGUGUGGAGAAUCUGAGGGGUCUUGUGCUUCAAGAUUGCACAAACGCCAACGGGCUAAUAUCCAAGCUGGGAAAGCAAGGUGAAUCGCUUGGGAGUUUGCAUUCCAUAAUUAUCGAGUACAUCAAGGGAAGCCAGCAAGUCAACCCCAUCACCGCCAUCACAACCGCCAACGAGCCCCCAGGGGAGCGCGUGGAAGUUGAAAUGGGUCGUGCAAAUCGCGAAAUCCAACUGAUCGACGCCUCAAUCAAAAAUUCUAUAAAAACCCUCAAAUACCUCCGCCUUAACGUCUUAAGAAACACCCAAUGGGGGGGAGUGGGGGCGCUCGGAACCACUCAGACUCCAACAUUCUUCGCGGUACAGGACAUCGCUCAGCUGAACACAUACCAGAACCUCCGACAACUGAGCCUAUGCCUUUGUUUACUCCCGAGCAAGAUCUCAUAUGUGUGCCGCGCUCUCCCACCUGGCCUUGAGCUGUUGGAACUCUCGUACAGGAACAAGGGGUAUCAGAACAGAGAAGUAGUGCGAGAGUUGAUGUUAAUGACAUACGCACUGAAACGUCGAGCAGUGAAUACCAUGGAGGGAUGUUUUCCCUUGAAAUGUAUUAUAACGACGGAGCUGAGGCCCUGUCUGGAUGGGGAUUAUUUGCAUUCUAGGGUAUGGCUAGUUGACGGAGGGAGUGGAAGAGUUUUUGUGUAUGACGGGGGGUUGCAGGAUUUAUAUAUGGAUGGGCAGCCAUUUUCCAAGUUUGUGAAAAUUAGAAUGGGAAUUAUCGAGGAUGUGCUGUGA